GAAGAAACGAUGAUUCCGUUUCUUCAUUUCUUCAGGGAGAGUAAUAACUUCAAAGCAUCUUAUUUCAUUUAUCAUUUUUUCAAACAAAAAUAAGGGAAAAAUUAUGCUAUAGAGCUAUUUCAAAUGAAGGAUUUCCCUUAUUGUAGUUACUGCGCAGGUUUUGUAGCUGUUUCUAAUUGUAAACAAAGUAGUUGUAGUAGACUGGUGGCGCGAAGGUAGUAAAAUUUAUAGAGGAGGCGACUGUUAUUUAUUUAUCGUGAUUAUUGCUGGCAGGGUAUAUAGAACAACAUCGCAGGAGUGUGUUAGUAUUACUCCCGUUUGUUAUUCUUAUUGGUUGGCAGCACAUCGACAUGAUAUACUGUGGUAAAUUUGUCUCGUUUACAUAACAUUUUUGACGAGGCUUUAGUUCAUUUUGAUUUAUUUUGCGAUAAUUCCGAUGCAUUGAUCUUUGCAUGUUUAGAAGGGAUAUUUUUUGUAAAUUUUAAAGUACCAUUGGCAUAUUUUGCAACAUAAUGGGCGGAGCUGAGCUACAAACUUGCAACAAUUCCUAUGUAAACGGGGCUUUUGUUUGUGUUGUGCUAGGAACUGGAACAGGCAUUUCAUUCUGCAUCUGUCGGUAUGUUUUUCAAAUAAAACUUAUAAAAUGCUAGGGUGCAUGUUUCAGUUUUUUCAUAAGUUUCAGAGGAUGGAGGGCCUUCAAGUUGUACCCUGCUUGAUCUGCAAAAACCACCUGAUCAACUCGAAAAGCUUGUAUCAAGAGAAAACUAUGUAUACAAAAACCCCUUUGAUAACAAAGCUCUCAAAAAUAGUUCGCAAAAGACUGGAGACACAUCUGGUUCCUCCAGCAGAAGUUUGUGGAACAUGCCACUCUCUUCUGGAUCUUGUGGAUGAACAUGAAAGCAAACUACUGGCUUAUGAGAAUGAGGUGCGACUCAAAUUCAAGCUGCCAUUUCCCAUCGUGUUGGAGGAUAAGAACGACGUUGCUCCGCCUCCGUUCGACGACCAGCCAAUCGGCGAGCCACAGAUGGGCAGCGCGGCCAAUGCCGAGCUCGAGCCGGGGCCCGAUGACGUCAUUGUGUCGGCAGACGACACCGGAUUGGUCACCGUGACCUACAGCCAGCCGGACGCCGACUCCGACGCGGGCCGACCGCCGGGCCCCAGCUCUCCGGCAGUCAUAUGGGACGGGGACUCAGACCAGCAGAUCAUCAUAUUCAAGGAGGAGGAGACGCCCGUGGUCGGUCUGCUGGACGAUCUGGUGCCCGCCGAGCCACCGGUGGCCAGACCAGUUCCGUCAGCCACCAGCCGACCGCCAGAGGUGUCCAACCGACCACCAGCAGUUUCCAGUCACCCCCCGCCGCCGCCACCGCUGCCACCACCGCCACAGCCGCCCGUUCAACCGCCGAGUGUGUUCUUCUGCGACGUCUGUGACGCACCAUUCACAUCCACCGAAAUGCUGGCUAGUCACCGCAGCACCCACCCGCUGCUGCGCUUCCAAUGCGUCUUCUGCGCCGAGCGCUGCGCCACCACGAAGGAGCUCAGCCGACACAUGAAUGAGGCGCACGCCGACCAGCUGAUGCCCUGUGGCCACUGCGACAAACGGUUUGCCACCAAAGCCGGUCUCAAGCAGCACGUCAAACAGCACGAGGAGAGGAGGCAUGUCUGCCCGCUCUGCCCGCGCAGGUUCGUCGCCCUGCACGACCUACAACUGCACUCUAUCUACAAGCACAGCGACGAGCGGCCGUUCAGCUGUGAUGUCUGCCGGCGCACCUUCAAAACGCUCUGCAUUCUGCGCCGGCACAAACUCCGACACACCGGCCUGAAACCGCACACCUGCGCUCACUGCGGCAUGACGUUCACCCACAAGUUCGCCAUGGAGGCCCACGCGGUAAGUCACCAGUCGCACCGGCUCAAGUGCGCCACCUGCGGAAAGAAGUUCGGCCUUCAGCGCUCUUUGGAGCAGCACAUGAGGCUAAUGCACCGACAGGAGGUGUAUGUCAGCUGAGUUACACCGACAGAGAGUGUUUGUCAGCUAAGAUACACCAACAGCUGGUGUUUUAUGAGCAGCUGAGGGACACCGAUAUAGGAGGUGUUUGUUAGCUAAGUUACACCGGCAGCAGGUGUUUGUCAGCUGAGGAACACUACCAGCGGGUGAUUGUGAGCUGUGUUACACCGACAAGAGGUGUUUUGUCAGUUGACGGACAAUGACAGGUGUUGGCCAGUUGACGGUACGGACCAGAUUGCUGUGAUCGGUAUGAAUGAAGAAAUAUCAUAAGUCAGUUAUACUUUAUUGGACUUGGAUGUGUGUACUCAGUGUAUUAAUAUUUGAGUCUGUGUAACUGGAUACCAAUCAGUUGGCAGUGAUAUUUUGUGUCGCCUUUUGAGGUAUGAUCGGAGUCGUAUCCGCUCGUGGUUUCUGUUCAGGCCAGUGUUCUGACAUAAAAAGCAGACGUCAUUGCAGACCCUGCGCGGUUUACGGAGCCGGGCUGGAAGUCCGGCGCUGUACUGUAGCGUGAUGCUGCUGGGCUUUCUCGUCUACCUCAGGAGUCACGCCACACUGAUUGUCCGUAUUAUGAGGCGGAACGCCGUUUAUAACAAUGCAUUACAUUUUCAACUGACAGUGUUGGCGCCCAACGGAAAUACAAGAGUGCGCUUUGCAACAUUUUU
This is a messenger RNA of Amphibalanus amphitrite, 2664 nucleotides long. Its product is annotated as zinc finger protein 771-like. Lineage: Eukaryota; Metazoa; Arthropoda; Thecostraca; Balanomorpha; Balanidae. Gene Ontology annotation, biological process: regulation of transcription by RNA polymerase II. The record is from RefSeq and is a predicted model, not a curated record. The transcript is spliced from 9 exons. Gene Ontology annotation, molecular function: RNA polymerase II transcription regulatory region sequence-specific DNA binding; DNA-binding transcription factor activity, RNA polymerase II-specific. Bases 644 to 2002 code for a protein of 452 amino acids. Gene Ontology annotation, cellular component: nucleus.